Messenger RNA from Mytilus californianus (California mussel), 2880 nucleotides. RefSeq lists its product as uncharacterized. Bases 103 to 555 code for a protein of 150 amino acids. Gene Ontology annotation, molecular function: protein binding; metalloendopeptidase inhibitor activity. The transcript has 6 exons. NCBI's taxonomy places the organism in Eukaryota, Metazoa, Mollusca, Bivalvia, Mytilida, Mytilidae. The record is from RefSeq and is a predicted model, not a curated record.
CAAAAUCUUGUCAACAGGAAACUUGUGUAAUAUUAUGACACACAAAACUAUAUGUAAACAAUUUGUAACAUCUGGACAUUUCAUAGAAGAUUUUAGAACAACAUGCUGCUGCUGUACGUGCUAACUGUAUUGUCAAUGGUUUCAUGGUCACUAGGAUGUUCCUGUGGGGAAACAUCGCUUCAUCAGUACGUUUGUGGUUCUGAAUUUAUCAUAAAAGGUAUAGUCCAAACAGUUCCUGGAUCCGAGACAAACGCAGAUGUGUACUAUGUAGUGAACGUUCUGGAUAUUUUAAAGCAACCCUCACCACACGCUUUACCGAUGGGUGAAGUAAAAAUCUGGACACCAGGAAAUGAUGGGAUAUGUAAAGCUCCACUCACACUCAGUGAAGAAUAUUACAUAGGAGGAAGUAUAGACAAAAGAACUGGCAAACUUCAGACUUAUUUGUGUAAUUUCCGGAGAAAGGUAUCGACAUUAAAAGAUUGUCAGAAAAGAAUGAUAGCUGAAAAUAUGUUUGAUUGCAGUUGUAAGACACCUGAAUGUUUUCAAGACUGUUGAAGAGGAAGACAUGUUUUUGACAGACUCUAAUUAAUCUCUAGAAAGCAAUCCACGCAAGUGCGGACAUUUAGUUCACUUUUAAUAAGUUUUUAAAGACGCCGAGAACUGGGGUAUCACUUGUUGUAAUGGAAUUGAAGGUGGUUUUAAGCAUAUGUACAAUAACGCAACCUCAAGGCUUAAAUGAACUUAUUUUUCCAUUUUUGCUAAAGGUAACUGAGUGGAGGAUAAUGGGGAAAUGUUCAAUGGAAAUUUACAUUGCGGCUAGUUCAGAACUACCCCGACAUUAUGAAUUUUUGUUUGACUGUUGAAAUAAAUAAACUCCUCUGUGGCCGAUCUAGCUUUGUUUUUAUUAAAAAGGAAUUUUGCUAUAAAAAUGUAAACAACAUUUUGUUCGUCUAGAAAGGAAGCCACAGCCUUGUAUCACAACAAAGGAUUUAUCCCUGCUUCUGUGGUCAUGUUAAAAACUGCUUCUACUUUGCAUUCGUGAUAAAUAAACUAAACAGAAAGUUGCAUUAUAACAUGGGGCCCAAGGCGCCCCUGUGUAUUACAUCCACGCUUUAUCAACCACCUCCCGACCCAUCACAACAAGUCUUGUUGUAUGACUCUUUUCAUAUAAAUCUAUUUGAUAGUGCCCUGUAUACUGGCACUUGCGCUUGGAACUGCCCACGAAAAUUAAAUCGUACAUUCUACUAUAUCAAAAGUAUAGCUACUAGACUUAUUCAGAUAUAUAAUGUUAGCAUUGUUUAAUUACUACUGUUGCCACUGACUUGCUAUUAUUUAGAUUAUAGCAAAUAUUUCAGAAAUUGUUUAGCGAUAAUAAAAAAAAAAUUGUAGACAAGUCGUAUAGUUGAAGCUAUUUGGAAUCGAAUAUAAUGAAACUAUAAGCAGAACAAUAUAUAAAGUUAACAAAAAAUGUAUACCAUGUUGAACACUUAUUUAUAUAAAAUAAAACAUUAUUGACACUUAUAUCAUUUACUAUGACUUGACUGUAACUGUUGCUGUCCACCUAUUGCAGUUCAUUCUAAAUUAUAACCCUAUUGUUUGUUCUAUCAAAUCAAUACUGAAACUGUUCUACUGGUGAAGUUUUACCCAUCAGAGUCAAAAUGAAAUAAAACAUACCUACAAUCCUUUAAUUCCACAUAUAUAUAUAUAUUCAUUGCUAUUAUGAAAAUAUUUCAAAAAAUUUCUAUACUUACACCGGGAUGUCAUUAAAUGAAAUUGGAUACCCUGCAUUUAUGUGCUUAUCAAUAAUAUAUUGUCAAAUCGCUGAAAGACCCCCUCCUAAAUUAUUGAAAACUAUCAUUCUGCAUUGACAAUAAUAUAGUGGUGUAAAUUAGAAUUUUUGUACAGAGUCAUUCGAAAGGUGAGAGGUAGACAUUUUUGAAUUGCCAAAUAAUGUUCAAAUUUAAGUUUUUGAAUUAUUUCUUCUAACAAUGUGUUUUGCUAUUCAUGCCACAAAGCUUUCUUAAAAUGAAUAUCUAAAAUACUUGGUGAAUUAUACUUUAAGUUUAAAUAUAUUCCCUUGAUGUUUUAAAGGGAGCUAAAAUCAAUAUUUCAAAAAAGGGGUCAAUGAGUUUAGAUUAUCUCCCGCAUGGAAACUUAUUACCAACAUACUGGUAUUUCACAUAUAUUUUACUGAAUAUAUCAUGUUUUAAUUCAAACUGAUGUCUGAUUCUUAUGAAUAUAGAAGACUUUUGAAAUAAAAAUAGUAUAAAAGCUUAGUUUGGACAUUUUUUAGCAACUCAAAAAUAACUUCCUCUCACCUUUCAAAUGACUCUUUACAAUAACAAUAUGAAUAAAAUUUUGAUCAUCAUUUUCAUAAUAGUUAUGAAGUAAAGUCUUGUAUGAUUGUAAGUUUGAUUUAUUUUAUCACCUUGCACUAUUAAGAAGUUGGUAAAAAUUUCUGUUGAAUAGUUCGGUUUGAUAAAACAAAUUGCCGCGUGAAUUGGUUCCGAAUUUUGAAUAAACUGCAAUAGGCGGAGAGCAACACUUACAGACAAGUCACAGAAAUAAUAUAUCGCUAUUUACACCAAAAUGUCGUUAAAUGAAAUUGGAUACCCUGCAUUUAUCAUGCUUUCCAAUAACAAAUGAUCAAGUCGCUAAAAGACCCCCUUCCUGAAUUAUUGAAAACUAUCAUUCUGCAUUGACAAUAAUAUCAUGGCGUAAAUUAGUUACACCCAUUCGGGCUAACGUCCUCAUAUUCUUGAAAUCUAUCAUUCUGCAUUGACAAUGAUAUGUUGGUGUAAAUUAGAUACACUCAUUCGGGCUAACGCCCUCAUAGAUGUAUUACAUACUUGUUACAUGAAUUAAAUUAUCACAUUUGUU